UGGAAAGGGAAAGACACGAAUUGGACACGAAUAGCAAAAUGGCGGCUGCAUAACACGGUGAUGUAUACGUGGAAUUUAGCAAGAAUUAGCAUAUUAGAAAAAAUUUACGUGGUCGCGCAACAUUAUUAAAAAUGAGCGACGUAAAAACCCAACACGGCACCCAAGAGAUGAAGGGUUGGCUCUUCAAAUGGACUAAUUACCUCAAAGGUUAUCAACGAAGAUGGUUCGUCCUGUCAAAUGGCAUCUUGUCAUACUACAGGGCUGAACCAACAGGGGGGCCAAAGAUAUCGACACGACGCAAGCGGAGAGCUGGCAGAGCCUCCGAAAACCAGGCUGAAAUGUCUCAUACUUGUCGAGGUACGAUAUCCAUGCACGGGGCCUUAAUUCACGCGGUGGACGCAUGUACCUUCGUUGUAAGCAACGGCGCUACUCAAACCUUCCACAUCAAGGCUGCUACUGAAAUUGAACGUCAGCAGUGGGUCACUGCACUUGAAUUGGCUAAAGCCAGAGCUAUUAAAGUAAUGGAAUCUGAGGAAGACGAGGAUUAUCAGGACAAUGACAAUCAAAGAGGAGAACAUACAUCUAUCGUUAAAGAUCUGAGUCUUUGCCUGGAAGAUCUGCAAAUGUGUCACGAUCAUGUCGUCAAAGGGGGAAUCGCCUUACAAACUGCUAUAGCAGAUUUAGAGUCCUUAGAGACUGCUAAUCUUGAAUUAUCAGCGAAAAUAAAAACUGUCGGUGACCGAGCAACGCGAUUCCGUAUUGUAGCAAAGACCAUGAUCAGUAGGAGUAGUCAUUUCUUACGCUUGGCUCAACAACAAGAACCCAAGUGGCAGAAAAUACUGCAACACGAACGAGAUCAGAAGGUGCGAUUAGAAAAAAUGGUCGAGCAACUAGCCAGACAACAUUCAAAUUUAGAGGCAGCUGCUCAACACGCUCUACCUUCGGCGGUACCAGCUGGAGGACACAGACCGUCUCAUACAGGAGGAAAUACGUCACCUUCAGAAGAUGACGAGGAUAAUGUCGAAUUUUAUGAUGCCCAAGAAUCAGAUGCGUUUACUUUGAGUAUCUCUGGCGUCACUACGGGUAAUUCUAUAUCACACGGGCGAGAUCGGACCGAUUCUCAAGGAAGCGAUGAUGGCUCAAGUUCUGAAGGAGAUCCGACGCCAUCAUCUGACAACGAUCGCGCUAGAACAGAUAAUUUUCUCAUCGUGACUGAUUCUACUGCAUCUCCAACACCUGUCCCUGUUGCUUCUACUCCCGAUCUGGACAAUACGGCUUGGCAAGCAAAUAAUGGUGGGGAAACACCAACUGGUUCCGGGGUGACAACAGUGUCAAAAAGGAAGCGUAGAACUCGAGUACCAGACAAACCAAAUUAUCCUUUGAAUCUAUGGAGUAUCAUGAAAAAUUGUAUUGGAAAAGAACUAUCAAAAAUACCAAUGCCUGUUAACUUUUCGGAACCGCUUAGUAUGCUUCAGCGAUUGACUGAAGAUUAUGAAUAUGCUGAUAUACUUGAUAGAGCAUCAGGAUGUACCGACAGUUACGAACAAAUGGCGUAUGUCGCAGCAUUCACCGUCUCUAGUUACUCUACAACUGCUUCGCGAACGGGAAAACCGUUUAAUCCUUUACUUGGAGAGACCUAUGAAUGUGACCGAACUGAAGAUUUAGGCUGGCGUUCAAUCUCUGAACAGGUUUCACAUCAUCCACCAAUGUUGGCACAGUAUUGCGAAGGUAAAACCUGGCGAUGUUGGCAGGAAUUUACAAUGGCAUCCAAAUUUCGAGGAAAAUAUCUACAGGUUAUACCUUUGGGUACUGCACAUCUGGAGUUCACUACCGGAAACAAUCAUUAUACGUGGCGGAAGGUCACAACGACAGUACAUAACAUUAUUGUUGGAAAGCUAUGGGUAGAUCAGAGUGGCGACAUGGAUAUUAUCAAUCACAAACAAGGCAUUAAGUGCCAUCUCAAAUAUAUUCCAUAUUCGUAUUUUUCGAGGGACAGUCAACGCAAGGUUCGUGGAGUUGUGAUGAAUUCGAACAAUGAAGUUAAAUGGGUCGUGCAGGGUACCUGGGAUUCUAAGAUGGAAAUAGCCCCAGUUAUUAGUACUUCUGGCACACCUGAUAACCCUGUUUAUAAGACGGGACCUUACAUCCUGGCUUGGAAACGUCGUAUGCCACCUGAGGACUGUGAGAAGUAUUACUCAUUUACCGAAUUGGCCUGUCAGUUGAAUGAACCCGAAGAAGGAGUAGCACCAACCGACUCCAGAUUAAGGCCCGAUCAACGGUUAAUGGAGAAUGGACUUUGGGAUGAGGCUAAUUCACAAAAAUUGCGAUUAGAAGAAAAGCAACGUGCGGCCAGACGAAUGCGUGAAUUCGAGGCGGAGGUGGCGACAGAACGUGGAUUGCCAUAUGAGCCAUACGAACCGGUAUGGUUUAAAAAACAACAGGAUCCAUACACGGAAUCUCUUUGCCAUAUGUACACUGGAGAAUACUGGGAUUGCAAGAGUAAAGGCGAUUGGUCGCGAUGUCCGAACAUAUUUUAGUCCGCUGUUUAAAUUUCUUUGUUAAUCGAUAUCCGACCAUUAAUUUGGUUCCAAGAAGUACACGUCGAUAGAUAGUUGGCAUAAUAGGCGGUGCUGUGAAACCGAACGAGCUAGGAAAUGAUCUAAUUCUUCCAAUGUUCGCGAAAAUCUGAAAUUGCUGACAUGUUGGUGCUUAAGCACGUAACAAAUAUGUUUGACAUUGUACAUUUCUGCCGUCUGCAAAGUCUGGUUAUACUUUUCUUGCAUUAAUUAUGUGCCGGGCGUUGUAAAUUACGUUACGGUAAAUUACCACGUUUGGUUGUUACAUCGAAAAUUAUAUAAUCGCUCAAAAAUGAUUGUUUUAUACAGGGUUUAGUUUUAUCCAAGCUGUUCAGUGCGUACCCACGUGGAUAUUCCAACGAUUUAGUUCCACUACAAAUUAUUGUAAAUAUAUUAUAAGGCUUGUAGCCAUUAAAUAGGACCACGUUUUAUUUAUAAUUUGAACACUAGUAUCUGCUAUAAGUAACAAACCACACUUGUAAUUCGCUUGAAAGAUGAUACCGUAAAUGAUAUCCAUUAUUUUCGUGCUUCUUACCCUAGGAGGUCUAACAUAUUCGCGGUGAAGUUCUGCGUAGUGAGGCGGUUAAAUUUAGUCGAAUAGCUUUCUAACCGUCCUGGUUUUUAAUCUCUUAGUGCCUGACAUGUCUGAUAUGUUGCCUAGAUUUAUUACUUUUUUCCUAAAAACUGAAGUUACUUUGGACGGCAACUCCAACUAGUAGGUCCCAGUAUGCUCUUAAAAGAUAUAACGAAAUGGAUUGUGCGAUAUAAAAUUAUCAAAGGUAUGCGAUCAAAUGAUGAUCACAGAAUAUACUGUCUGAAAAAAAUCCUGAUCCAAGGAAAUUAAACGUGCUUCAUAAAAGUCUAUUUCGUGAUAUUAAAGGAAUGAUCGUGUAAUUCAGAAUAGAGGCUCAGCUGGAUUUCCAAGAGAAAAAUAUUUUAUUGGCACACAGAAAGAUAUUUCUUUUGUCAGAAACAGAAAAAAAAAAUAGGAAUAUCAGUUUUUCUUUAGAAUCAAUAAAUUACAACUAUAAUAUUUACUUCGUAUAUAAAUCAUUGAAUUCAGUUGCUGUCGAAAAUUCAUUACUGCUGCCAUAUAAAAGAAUUGUUACGUUGUCCAUUGAUAUUUAUCAUUAUUUAAUCCUUUCUCGCCGAGUUCUGGUAUCGAUGAAAAUCUUUAUUCGUGAGUUUCUUUUAUCUAAGGUAUAUUAUUCCAAUGUAUCUUAAACGUUUAGCAUCAUUGAAAGAGUUACUAAUAUGAUUUUUACAUAAAUUAAAUAAUAUUCUCCGUUUCACAUUCUCCACAAAAAUUUAUUGGCUAGGGAUAAUGAUUUUCAAUUAGGCAACAUUAUUAAUUUAAAUAACGAUUAAUAUGUGGAAAUAGGUAUUUUAAUGUAACGGUACAAAAGCGAAUCAUAUUGCUCCAUGUACUACAAAGAGCAAUGAGCAACCUCGAUAUCACUUUAUACAAGGACAUGCAAUCAGAGCAUCGAUCAAAAUCUAAUUACCUAAUUCUUGCCAUUUACUAACAGAUUAGGACCUAGGCACCUAGGCGAGGAAGGGUUAAUUUCUAAUAUACAAGAUGAACGGAGUGCAACAUUUAAUUCAGGUUUCGGAAUCGACUGUUAAUUAAUAUUGUUGAACCGUUUUUCUUAGAACCGGACAAUACCGAGUUAUUUCCAAUACCGCAUUUCUAUAUGCGCCUAUCAGUUAUGCGACAUAAAAGAUAUUCGUACAUAAACAAAUGUACGUGUAAUGUGCGAAUAUUUAUUUUGUAUGAUAAACAUAAAAAGCUGGAAAAUUCUGUUCAUGGGUAAUCAGGAUUUCACUGUUGGGGGCAUUACAUUUUAGGGAGAUACGAUGUGCAGUACUUGUACACACAUUCAUGGCUUUCCAUAGACCUAGAGUGAUCGAUUCUAACUGCACCGUGGAACUAAAGCAGAGGGGUAUUUCGCAAAGAUAACUGACACAGGCGGCAUAUGAGCUUCCAAGUGAUUCACGGUAGGGAAGCUUUUCAAGCUUUGUGUACAAUAACGUACUAUGAAUUUUUCCUCUCCACGGUUUAUAUUUGUUAAUAUAUACAUUAACAAUAUUAUCAAGUCGAAACACUUGUAUAUCCCUAUUAAAUAUCCCGCACAUAGAUGGUUCUUCUCAUUAGAUAUAAAAGUAACUAUAUUUUUUUUUGACGCAUUAUACAAGUACGGAACGUUAAUAUUUUGAGAGGAACGAUCGACCUGCGGACAAUAUUUACAAUGAUUGUUACACUAAGUCUGUAUGGAUAACCCAGGUUGUAUCAUAAUUUUAAUAGUUGAUAAUUAUCAAAAAAGAUGAUAUAUACAUAUAUCUGUAUACAUAUAAAUACAAAGUAAUUAUAAAAUAAAUAAUUUAAAAGUACUACAAUAACUCCGAUUAGUCGGAUUUCUUGGGUAUUGCUUUUACAGUACGUACGCAACGAGUAAUUAUUUUCAAAAUUGGACAUUACAAAAACCCAAGCGACCUUUGUCAAAUGUUUUGUACAUAUUCAGUGUGCAAAAUUAAUCGGUAUAUACUUGUUUUCCAUGUAUUAAUGUUUAAAAUGACCAAGAUUUAUAGUCCACAAAAAGUCGUAAAACUACUGCACGUGUUCUUUUCUAAAUCGUUAUAUAUUUGAAUUCAUUAGAAGUGUGAUCAAAGUAUUUAAAAAAUUGUGAAAUAAAUUUCAAACCUAUUGAAAGGAAAGAUUUUUUUAUUGGAGAAUAACUAAUUUAUAAUAAACAAGUCAUUUGUUUAAUACAUCUUGAUUGCAUCGCAGAAGAAUUUUUAAAUUUCAAUGAAAUAAUCUGGUAGAAUUUUGUUUUCUACAAGAUUUUUUUUUGUAUUCCACAUAUGUAAUCAGUUUUUUUUAGGAAGGGGUAUUAUGCAGUAUAGGGUAUGGUUGUUCCAUGUUCCAUGCAUUAUGCGAAGAUAGAAGUGUAUAAAUAACAAUAAAAGAAUAUUGAAACAACGAA
Molecule: messenger RNA, 5560 nt
Organism: Orussus abietinus
Lineage: Eukaryota; Metazoa; Arthropoda; Insecta; Hymenoptera; Orussidae
Gene: Osbp
Product: oxysterol-binding protein 1
Exons: 11
Coding region: 132-2537 (801 amino acids)
Cellular component (GO): intracellular membrane-bounded organelle; cytosol; membrane
Molecular function (GO): sterol binding
Source: RefSeq, a predicted model, not a curated record